AUGUCGUGGAAACUCACCAAGAGUGCGUCGCCGUCCACCAGUGUCCCGCACUACGGAGUCGCUAACAUGCCGCAGAGCUAAAAGAGACCCAUCUUGGGGCGCCCUUCUCCAACACCUUCUCCCGAACCUCCUCCCAAUCUACCCUCACCGACCAAGCACAAAAGGCUCCUUCAGCGACCGCCGCACCAGGCGCUCAAACACCCCAGCCCACACAGAAUGCACCGAGCGCCUCCAAUGGCAACGACCCGCAGGGCAUCGCCGCCUCCGAGCAGAUGGCCACCGCAACCGCAGCACCCGCUAAACCGGGUAUUUUGAUCUUGACGCUACAUGAGGGAAGAGGUUUCAGUCUGCCGUCCGGUGCUGAACAGGCAUUUGCACCGCGUCCUGGACAUGGCGGAAGCAUGAGCACGGGAUCAUUCGCGGGCAGCUACAUGGGCGGUAACAGUGCCCGGCCGGGCUCGAGUGCUGCUCAGGGCAGCUUUCGACCCAAUUCUGCCAGCGGCGCGGCCAUCAACAACAUGCCAUCUACUCAUGGCCGAUACAGCAGCAAAUACCUGCCCUACGCACUCGUCGAUUUCGACAAGCAACAGGUCUUUGUCAAUUCAGUAUCUGGUACACCCGAGAAUCCCGUCUGGGCCGGAGAAAGCACGCAGUACAAGUUCGAUGUUAGCAGAUCGACCGAAAUCAACCUCUCUCUAUACAUCCGCAAUCCCGCAGCGGCGCCCAAUGCUGGUAGACAACAGGACAUCUUCAUUGGCACAUGCCGUGUCACGCCGACCUUCUCCGAAGACGCACAGUCAGGUGCACCACAGCCACCUGCAAGCUCGGAUAGUAAGACGAAGAAGGAGAAGAGCAUGCCGCCGCCAUCAUCAAGCGGUAGCCAUGGAACUGGCGUCAACUGGCAUGAUGUUCAAUACGGCACUGGAUCAAUCCGGAUAGGGCUGAAGUUCGUGGAGAACAAGCAGCGCUCGCUCAAGGUCGAGGACUUCGAGCUGUUGAAGGUGGUUGGCAAGGGCAGCUUCGGUAAGGUGAUGCAGGUGAUGAAGAAGGAUACAUCCCGAAUCUACGCCCUGAAGACCAUUCGCAAGCAGCACAUUAUCUCGAGGUCCGAAGUCGCACACACCCUGGCAGAACGAUCCGUGCUAGCUCAGAUCAACAAUCCGUUCAUCGUACCGCUGAAAUUCUCCUUCCAAUCACCGGACAAGCUCUACCUGGUUCUGGCGUUUGUAAAUGGCGGAGAGCUGUUCCAUCAUCUACAGAAAGAACAGCGAUUCGACAUCAACCGAUCGAGAUUCUACGCCGCCGAGCUUCUGUGUGCGUUGGAGUGUUUACAUGGCUUUGGCGUGAUCUACCGUGACUUGAAGCCUGAGAACAUCCUGGUGGACUACGUGGGGCAUAUUGCGUUGUGCGAUUUCGGACUCUGCAAGCUGGACAUGAAGGACGAAGACAAGACCAACACGUUCUGUGGUACCCCCGAAUAUCUCGCGCCAGAGCUUCUGCAUGGGCAAGGAUACACCAAAGCAGUGGACUGGUGGACGUUGGGUGUACUGCUGUACGAGAUGUUGACGGGCCUGCCGCCAUUCUACGACGAGAACACCAACGAGAUGUACCGGAAGAUCCUAUCAGAGCCGCUACAUUUCCCCGGCCCUGAGGUCGUUCCACCGGCGGCGAGGGAUCUGUUGAGCAAGCUCUUGGAUCGUGACGCAACGAGAAGACUAGGCACUAACGGUGCCGCUGAGAUCAAGGUGAGCAGGAUCGAGGUGCAACUUCCAUACCGCAUGUCCGCUAACAAAGGAGCAGGCCCACCCGUUCUUCCACAGUAUCGACUGGCGGAAACUGCUAGAUCGUAAAUACGAGCCCAGCUUCAAGCCCAGCGUAGUGGACGAGCGCGACACGGCGAACUUCGACAAGGAAUUCACAUCAGAAGCACCCACGGACAGCUACGUCGAGGGCCCAAUGCUGUCACAGACGAUGCAACAGCAAUUUGCUGGCUGGUCUUACAAUCGGCCGGUGGAGGGAUUGGGCGACGCGGGUGGCUCGAUCGUACAAGGCAACGCUUUCGACCAGAGAUAG
Lecanosticta acicola is the source of this 2073-nucleotide messenger RNA. The record is from the annotation of a GenBank genome assembly. Lineage: Eukaryota; Fungi; Ascomycota; Dothideomycetes; Mycosphaerellales; Mycosphaerellaceae.